UAGCGACUCGAACUCACAUUGAGAAAGUAUGUGAAAAGAGAGAGAGAGAGAGUGAGAGAGAGAGAGAGCAUCAGAAAAAAGGUAGACAGACGCUCUACAGUCAUUUGAAGAUUUUCUAGCGUUCUGUAGACAUCAGCAUCUGUGCACAAGCCGCUGAGGAUUAUUCAUUUUUCUUUUAUUUAACCUUAUGACCAGAACUUGAAUUUAAAUCCAAAAAAAAAAAGACUUUACAGGUGUAUAAGAGAUAAAAGAUUUUGGGGGUGUGAGGGAAGUUUUGAGGACUUUUGGUUUUACUAUUUUUCUCACUUAGAUACUUUUAAGACGAGUUUGUGAUUGUCAUCAGGUUUCCCACGUGCUUCUGUUAGUCUGACAAGUUCACGGCAAUUUGUCAUACUUCCAAAAAAAAAAAAAAAUCCAACAUCCACAGAGGGAUUUGGUUUUUAAAAUGAUGUGCCAAAGUCUUACUUCGACUUAUUUUUAUUUGGAUACAAUUAAUUAAGAUCCCAACUUUUCCUACCUUUGUUGAACUUUUAUCAUUAUACGAGAGAUAAACUUUUUUGGUCAUUUAUUUAGCUUAUAAUUUAGUGAAAUACCUGUAGAUUAAAAAAAAAAAAAGUCUGUGCAGCGCACGUUCCAUUGUAAAGAAAGGCUGAAUCGGCUCCAGCUUUCCCGGACACUCGCUGCAAUGCUCUUCGGGAGUUUGGACCUGGUGUCUGCUCUGGCCACGCUGGCCGCAUGCUUGGCCUCAGUGGCGCUCCUGAUCGCCGUGUCCCAGCAGCUGUGGCAGCUCCGCUGGACCGCCACUCGGGACAAGAACUGCAAGUUGCCCAUGCCAAAAGGCUCCAUGGGCUUCCCUGUCAUCGGCGAGACGUGCCACUGGCUGGUCCAGGGCGCAGGGUUCCAUGCAUCAAGAAGGCAGAAGUAUGGUAACGUGUUUAAAACUCACUUGCUGGGCCGUCCAGUGAUCCGGGUGACAGGAGCAGAGAAUGUGCGGAAGGUGCUGAUGGGGGAACACAGUCUAGUGAGUGUGGACUGGCCCCAGAGCACUAGCACUCUUCUAGGACCCAACAGCCUCGCCAACUCCAUUGGAGACAUCCACCGCAAAAAGAGAAAGAUCUUUGCUAAAGUCUUCAGCCAUGAGGCACUAGAGAGCUACUUGCCUAAGAUCCAGCAGGUGAUCCAGGAGACUCUACGUUUAUGGAGCUCCAACCCAAGGCCCAUCAACGUGUACCGUGAGUCUCAGCACCUGUCCUUUCAGAUGGCUGUCCGUGUGCUCCUUGGCUUCCGCAUUUCAGAUGAAGAGAUGCACUUCCUUUUCCAAACCUUCCAGGAGUUUGUGGACAAUGUUUUUUCAUUGCCCAUUGACUUGCCCUUCAGUGGUUACAGAAAGGGCAUUCGUGCAAGGGAUAGCCUUCAGAAGGCCAUAGAGAAAGCCAUCAGGGAGAAGCCACUGUGUACACAUGGGAAGGACUAUGCUGAUGCCUUGGAUGUGCUUCUGGAGAGUGCCAAAGAGAAUGGGACAGAGCUCAGCAUGCAGGAGCUAAAGGAGUCCACCAUUGAGUUGAUUUUUGCUGCCUUUGCCACCACGGCCAGUGCCAGCACCUCUCUGGUCAUGCAGUUACUGCGGCACCCAGCAGUGUUGGAGAAGCUGCGUGAAGAGCUGCGCAACUGCGGCCUUCUGCAUGAUGGCUGUUUGUGCCAGGGUGAACUGCGGCUUGACAGCAUCUGCAGCCUCAAGUACCUUGACUGCGUCAUCAAGGAGGUGUUGCGCCUCUAUGCACCAGUGUCAGGAGGCUACCGUACUGCCAUGCAGACCUUCGAGCUUGACGGUGUACAAAUUCCUAAGGGUUGGAGUGUUAUGUACAGCAUCCGAGACACUCAUGACACAUCAGCUGUUUUUAAGGACGUGGCAGCCUUCGACCCUGAUCGCUUCAGUGCAGAGCGCAGCGAGGAUCGUGAGGGCCGCUUUCACUACCUGCCCUUUGGAGGUGGUGUGCGCUCAUGCCUGGGGAAACAGCUGGCCACGCUCUUCCUCAAACUGUUGGCUGUAGAGCUGGCUGGGGGGAGCCGAUUUGAGCUGGCCACGCGGACGUUCCCACGUCUGAUCUCCGUCCCUGUGGUCCACCCUACUGAUGGCCUCCGAGUCAAGUUCUUUGGCCUAGACUCCAACCAGAACCAGAUAAUGUCCAAGACAGAUGAGAUGCUUGGUGCCGCUGUGUGAGUGGGAAAGGUGGAGGAAGUGGAUGAGAGAGACAAUUACGGAUAAUGUUAUUUUUCCAGCGGCAAAAAUCUAGUGAGUUGAUAGAGACACUCUUCUUUGUCAGUUACAAGAUGUCAUUUUUGUUUGCCAAAAAUGUACAGUCUAUCUUUUUCUAUAAAAAUGUAAAAGGCAUAAUUAAAAAAAAACAAUAAAACAAAACAAAAACAUAAUACAAAGACCAUUAAGUGAUGCUAAGACCAUUAAGUGAUGCUGUGAGAAGGAGGGCACAGGAUGAACGAAUGUUAAAAUUACGACUGGAAGUUUUAAAAAGAAAGAGGGAUGUAAUGUAGUGUCCAGCUAAGUAGAUAUCACAGGGUAUGGGCAAGUGUGUGCUCACAGUGAAGUGAAGACAUGAAAAAUCAUUCUUAUUAUAGCCUGAGGUCUAGUACAGGGGUAUCUUUCAGGGUUUGUGUGUGUUGUUUGUUUUCAUUUUUGUAUGUCUGUUAAACAAAUACUUAUUUACAUGUACAUGUGGUUUUGGUCAUAUAUGUAUGUGUACCUAUCUGGAGGGCUGGGGUGGCUUCAGGCAUUUAGGAAUGUAGAAAACAGUGUAAGCUAGAACGAAUAUGAGGAGGGUGUAAUUACUCAGGUGUGUAAGUAGAAUAGGAGGACUGUGUAGACUAACCCAAUACUACGUUGUUUCUGUACCUGCACAUAAGUGACAAUUUAUUAUCAUAUUAUUACUUCAGCGUGUGUGCGUGUGUUUGUCUGUCUGAAACAAUGAGAAAGAGAGAAAGAUAGAAAGUAAAAAAAAUGCUCAACCUGUGUGUUGUUAUAAGUGUUUUGUGUUUUUUUUUUUUUUUUUUAUUGAUGUCAUUGUUGAAUUCUCUGUGUUGUCUCCAGGAUGUCAGUUUGCAUCAGGUGUAUGUGUGUCUGAAAAAACAUGAGACUCUCGAAACAAGCUGGGGACAGAGAACAUUCAUACUGCAAAGUGUAUAGUCAGAAAUGAUCACUACAGUACACAAAGUUUGCAGGCCACCAUAUUUGCUGCUUGAGAGUCAGGAUGUAAUUUGUGUGUCGGAGCAGAGCACUGUCUGGCCUCUGCUGAGAGGGACUGUUCUUUUUCCUGCUGCUCCACCUUGCAACACUAUGAUGCAAAUGGAAAAAAAGGUCAUUUGGCAGAGAAAACAGAUUUGCCGAUCAUUAGUGUUGUUUUUUUGGCAAAUGGAACCUUCAAUGCCACUUCACACAAACUAUUUAUGUGAGUGACUUUCAGUGAGAUUAAAAAAAAUUGGGGGCACUACGACCUUUGGUGGGAAAAAAACCCUAUGGAAGACCUUUAUCACUUCUUUCACACAGUCAUGCAUUUUUUGAUAAAACAUGCCACUGAUCUUUUUUUAUUAAUAAUAAUUGAAUGAAAUGAAAAAAAAAUCUGCUGCUUCAAAUGUACCGCUUUCUAACAGGAAGUAGAUAGCUACAAUAGUGUGCAAGUGAGGUUUGCCUGUUCUACAUGCAAAUGAUGAUUGUGUAGCCAAAUAGCGAUUGCGAAAUCAUUGCAUUGUCUAAUAUUGUAACAUUAUUACUAUUAAUAUUAUUGUAAUAAAUAUUAUUUUAAGCUGUAUUUUUGUUAUAUUUCAGAAUAGAGUUCUAGUAUAAAUAAAGUUUGUUGGUAAAUAUUGUUAUAUUUAGAAUGACAUGAAUGGCAGUUAUAUUGUAAACAGUGUUUAAAUGUUAAUAUGGUUUUAUGUUAUUUUAAUUAUUCUUUUAUCAUUAUUACCAUCAUUGCAUUUAGUUAAUAUUAAUAAACACAGAAGCACUUGUGGGGUAUGUUUAUAUUGAGUGCCAUGCGACUACAUGUUGAUUAUUGAGUUUGUCUGUACAUAAUAUUUUAUUUUCUUUUUACAAAUCCACAUUUCACUUAGUUUAAAAAUGAAUGUUUUAUCUUCCUUUUUGUUACAAUGGUUCCUUAAAUGUACUUGGCAAUUUUAUAAACCCCUGUAAUAAACUAUAAUGUGAAAAGCCA
This is a messenger RNA of Tachysurus vachellii, 4223 nucleotides long. RefSeq names its product cytochrome P450 26B1 (gene cyp26b1). Gene Ontology annotation, biological process: sterol metabolic process. The transcript is spliced from 6 exons. NCBI's taxonomy places the organism in Eukaryota, Metazoa, Chordata, Actinopteri, Siluriformes, Bagridae. The coding region runs from base 686 to 2221 and encodes 511 amino acids. The record is from RefSeq and is a predicted model, not a curated record. Gene Ontology annotation, molecular function: oxidoreductase activity, acting on paired donors, with incorporation or reduction of molecular oxygen; iron ion binding; monooxygenase activity.